Sphaerulina musiva SO2202 is the source of this 321-nucleotide messenger RNA. RefSeq lists its product as uncharacterized. Lineage: Eukaryota; Fungi; Ascomycota; Dothideomycetes; Mycosphaerellales; Mycosphaerellaceae. The transcript has 2 exons. The record is from RefSeq and is a predicted model, not a curated record. The annotation marks the transcript as partial.
CGUAUACAGAAGGAGAUAGGGUUUAUAAAGCAGGUACCGGCAGAACGACAUACGGAGGCAGAGGUAGAGAUCGCUAUUGUACUAUCCGAAGAGCUAAGCAAGUCGUCGGUUAAAACCUAUAGACGUAGAAAUCUCUAUAUAUACCUACGCUCGAGGACUAACCUAAUUAGGAGGGACCGCGUAUACUGUAUAUAUAAACUACUUAAUCCUAACGGCGUUCAGCGGCGGCGCGACAAAGCUAGAGAGUACUAUAGCGCUAUUAUUACCCCUAGGCUAAUGUACGUACUCUCGAUAGAUGCCUAUUAUAAGUUUGAAUACUAG